AGAAACUCCCUCAUGGAGUCACCAAUGCAAACAAGGAGGGGGUGCUAAAGAAAGGCUCAACUACACAGAAAGCAAGAGAUGAGCCCAAGGAUUCCCCUUCCAAAGCAGUUUUCAUGUUUUGGGCUGACAAAGUGAACAGCAGCAAAAAACCUACCUUCCAAAAGUCACCCGUGACUGCAGGAAGAUGCUCUUCAACCCAGCAUCCCAAGGAAGGGAUUAGCAUCUUGGGAGGAGAGAAGCAGGCUAAAAGUCCCCAGAGAAAGACCAGGAGAGAAUUCUUCUCUGACUCGAAGGUUUUCAGCCACAUAGACACCCACGUCCUACACGUGAGCCAGCAGCUGAAGUCCGGGCACUCCACAUUAUCCAUCCAGGCCAUCGUUCCCUUGAUCACUGCUCAAUCCCAGAGCAAACUGGAGACACUGCGGGCAAUAUGGUUCUGGCUCUGCCACAACAUUGAAUAUGAUGUGGAUGGAUUCUUGGGACUGUCUCAGAAGAUUCACAUGCCAGAGGAGGUCCUGCAAACAGGAAGAGCGGUGUGCUCUGGUUAUGCCCAUUUGUGCCAGGAAAUGUGCAGGGAAGCAGGAUUGAGCUGCGUGCAGGUCCCAGGGUUUGGCCGGAUACCGGGAUCCCGUGGAGGCCGGUGGUGCCAGCAGCAGAAGAGCAGCCACAUGUGGAACGCGGUGGAGCUGGAAGGACAGUGGUGCCUCCUGGAUGCUUGCUGGGGCGCAGGGACCGUGGAUGCAGAGAACGGGUUGUUCAUGCCCAAGCAUGAUGACUUUUUCUUCCUUACUGACCCUGAGCACUUCAUUGAGACCCACUGGCCAGAGGACCCCCAAUGGCAGCUUCUGCAGCCCCCGGUCUUGCAGGAAGACUUUGAGCAGAGAGUGUUUAAAACAUCAGAGUUUUUCAGACUCCAGCUCUCCCUCCUUUCUCCAAACACUUCCCUCCUCCAAACAGCCCAUGGGGAGGUGUCAGUGACGCUGGGGAGCAUGCACCCAACAGAGUUCACCUACCAGCUCUCCAGACUCCAGGGUACCACAGCCGAAGAGGAUGUAAGCGCAGAUCAUGGGAUGAUGGUGAUGUCCGAGCACAGGAUGACCAUCAGGGUGACUCCCCCAACCGAGGGCCUGUUUGACCUCAUGAUCUUUGCUCGUCAUGCUGACUCUCGGGAUGCUUACAACUGGGUGUGCUCCUAUCAGAUCCAGUGCCUGGAGCCACACAAUGGAGAGAAACUGCCCGAAAACCCUUUUCAUUUCUGGGGGCUUCACCAAAAGCUGAGAGAUUUUGGCAUCAAGGAGAGCAGCCACAAAGGGGAGCUGCUUGUUGCAUCAGAGGGAGCUUUGCUCUUGACUCUCCAGACAUCCCGACCCUUGCUUGCUAUGUAUGAGCUGGUUAAUAAAGACUUAGACACUGCUUUGAGCAAGAAAUGCCUGGCUGCUCAAGCUGAGGAGGACAAGCUCAGUUGCCACGUGCUCUGCCCUUUCCAGGGUUACUACCGGCUCUCUGUGUUCGUGAAGGAUGUAGGAGGCAUCACAUUCAGGAACGUGGCCAAUUUCCUCAUGUGCUGCUCAAGGCCCAUCAACCAGAACGAGCUCUUCCCCUUGGGGCUGAGCACGCAUUGCGGGAGCGGGAUCAGCUCCAGCAGCCAUGGCCUCUCCAACCCCAGCCAUUCAGCCCCCAUCAUCACCACCAAGGUGGGGAAGUGCAACAUCACCUUCCACACGACCGCUGAUGUCGAGGUGGCCGCCAGCUUGAGUAAGGACAAAGUCAUCAGCACCAAGUACCCGUUGGAGAGAUACGUCCUGGUCACCCACCUAAGGACUAAAGUCAGUGUGUGUGUUGUGCUCCCUGAGUCAGGCAUCUAUAAAGUGGGGCUUUAUGGGAGAAGCAAGGACCACAAGGACUUUGUCCAUGUUUGUGACUAUGUUGUACGCUGCUUCUCUGAUCCCAGUUGGCCUCCCUUCCCCAAGGUCUACAGCUUAUGGAGGACAGGGUGCGUGUUGCUAGAGCCACGCACAGGGGUGCUCCAAGAGCAGAGCUGGGUCCGGUUCAGGGUCAAGGUACCAAAAGCCAACCAAGCUGUGGUCAUUGGGCAAGAGAAGACGGUGCUGCAGCAGGCCACGAACAUGGUGUGGGAAGGGGAUGUGCUCACUGGGGCUGCAGGGACACAGGUCAAACUGGCCGCCAAGUUCAACCAGCACUGCUCUUCCCUGGAGGUCCUCCUGGUGUUUGAGGUGGGAGAUAGCUCAAAUGCUGCCCUUGGGUGUUCGGGGUAAACCAGGGAAGUGAUGGAAAGGGCUAAAAAAGCCAGGGAAGGAAACAAACGCUCUCAAAACAAGGAUGUUGAGGAGAUGGGGGCAAAACUCCCAGAACUUUACAGCGUGUCAGGGUGAAACCAGCAGAGCUUUUCUUCCCACAGGAUAUCCAGAUACUCACUGGGACCUCCUAUCCCACUCCGAGCUGUUGCCGCCGUAUAAAUCAGCCGCAACAUAUGGAAGGCUCCUAAUAUUUUGCUUCUGUCUGAGGAGACCAUUGUUCAGCUUCUCUACAGGAAGGAUGUCUCACUGCUUAUUACCAGCUUGAAUAAUUGCUUGGAAUGUUGUACUUGACGUUGAUUCAAGAACUUGGAAAGCCGCGUGGUUUCUUU
Pezoporus flaviventris is the source of this 2647-nucleotide messenger RNA. RefSeq names its product kyphoscoliosis peptidase-like. The record is from RefSeq and is a predicted model, not a curated record. The transcript is spliced from 6 exons. The coding region runs from base 114 to 2276 and encodes 720 amino acids. NCBI's taxonomy places the organism in Eukaryota, Metazoa, Chordata, Aves, Psittaciformes, Psittacidae.